UCCGGACCGACCCGGCCUGCGCUCGGAAGAGGAGGGCGCGUUUGACUUCGGCGCGUCGCCCCCGCGCUGUGCCCUCUGUCGGUGGUGCGGGGCAGCAGUAACAGCGGUGGCGGCAGGAGGCGGCAGCCGCGUCGACAUUGCCUAAGACUGGAGCGACGUUUAAAGAAGAGGCAGAAUCGCCGGGGAGUGCAGCUUUUUCUUAUUGGGGACUUCCACCCUUCCGCGCGGCCCAAGGAGGAGACGCGGCGGCGCCGGGAAGCAGGCAUGGAGAGUAGAAAACUGAUUUCUGCUACAGACAUUCAAUAUUCUGGCAGUCUGUUGAACUCCUUGAAUGAGCAACGCGGCCAUGGACUCUUCUGUGAUGUUACUGUUAUUGUGGAAGACCGAAAAUUUCGGGCCCACAAGAAUAUUCUUUCAGCGUCUAGUACCUACUUCCAUCAACUCUUCUCAGUUGCCGGGCAAGUUGUUGAACUGAGCUUUAUAAGAGCAGAGAUCUUUGCAGAAAUUCUCAAUUAUAUCUAUAGUUCUAAAGUUGUUCGUGUUAGAUCAGAUUUGCUUGAUGAGUUAAUUAAAUCAGGGCAGUUAUUAGGAGUGAAAUUUAUAGCAGAGCUUGGUGUUCCAUUGUCCCAGGUUAAAAGCAUCUCAGGUACAGCUCAGGAUGGUAAUGCUGAAACCUUACCUCCUGGUUCUAGUGACAAGAACCUUUUAAUAGAAAAAUCAAAAGAUGAAGCCCUAGAUAAUGGGGCUACUAUAAUGCCUAUUAUAACAGAGUCUUUUUCAUUAUGUGCUGAAGAUUAUGAAAUGAAAAAGAUCAUUGUUACCGAUUCUGAUGAUGAUGAUGAUGAUGAUGAUGAUGAUGUCAUUUUCUGCUCUGAGAUUCUGCCUGCAAAGGAGACUUUGCCAAGUAACAAUGCAGUGGCACAAGUCCAGCCUAACCCAGGCCCUGUUGAUAUUUCAGAUGUCGCACCUUGCACUAGCAAUAACUCUCCCCCUUUAACAAAUAUCACACCUACUCAGAAACUUCCUACUCCUGUGAAUCAGGCGACUCUGAGCCAAACACAAGGAAGUGAAAAAUUGCUGGUAUCUUCGGCUCCACCACAUCUGACUCCCAACAUUAUUUUGUUAAAUCAGACACCACUUACACCACCACCAAAAGUCAGUUCUUCACCUCCAAAUCAUAUGUCCUCUUCAAUCAAUUUACUUGUGCAGAAUCAGCAGAGACCAAACAGUGCUAUUUUAACAGGAAACAAGGCCAGUGAAGAGGAGGAGGAGGAAAUUAUAGAUGAUGAUGAUGACACUAUUAGCUCCAGUCCAGACUCAGCAGUCAGUAAUACAUCUUUGGUUCCACAGGCUGAUACCUCCCAAAAUACCAGUUUUAAUGGAUCAUUAAUACAGAAGAUGCAGAUUCCUACACUUGUGCAAGAACCACUUUCCAAUUCUUUAAAAAUUUCAGAUAUAAUUACUAGAAACACUAAUGAUCCAGGUUUAGGAUCAAAACACCUGACAGAGGGCCAGAAGAUCAUUACUUUAGAUACAGCUACUGAAAUUGAAGGCUUGUCGACUGGUUGCAAGGUUUAUGCAAAUAUUGGUGAAGAUACUUAUGACAUAGUGAUCCCUGUCAAAGAUGACCCUGAUGAAGGGGAGGCCAGACAUGAAAAUGAGACACCAAAAACAUCUGGCAGUGAGUCGACAAACAAACGUAUGAAAGUAAAACAUGAUGAUCACUAUGAGUUAAUAGUAGAUGGAAGGGUCUAUUAUAUCUGUAUUGUAUGCAAAAGGUCAUAUGUCUGUCUGACAAGCUUGCGGAGACAUUUUAACAUUCAUUCUUGGGAAAAGAAGUAUCCAUGCCGGUACUGUGAGAAGGUAUUUCCUCUUGCAGAAUAUCGCACAAAGCAUGAAAUUCAUCACACAGGGGAGCGAAGGUAUCAGUGUUUGGCCUGUGGCAAAUCUUUCAUCAACUAUCAGUUUAUGUCUUCACAUAUAAAGUCAGUUCAUAGUCAAGAUCCUUCUGGGGACUCGAAGCUUUAUCGUUUACAUCCAUGCAGGUCUUUACAGAUCAGACAAUAUGCGUAUCUUUCUGAUAGGUCAAGCACUGUGCCUGUAAUGAAGGAUGAUGGUAUUGGGUAUAAGGUUGAUGCUGGAAAAGAACCUCCGGUAGGGACCACCACAUCUACUCCUCAGAACAAGCCAAUGACCUGGGAAGAUAUUUUUAUUCAGCAGGAAAAUGAUUCAAUUUUUAAACAGAAUGUAACAGAUGGCAGUACUGAGUUUGAAUUUAUAAUACCAGAAUCUUACUAAACUUUGAAAUACCAGAAAGUUUUGGUUUGGAUUAAGGGACGGGUUUGAGAAGACCUGUAAAACAAGGUACAAACAAAAUUUGAUCUGCCACAUUAUCCGAAGGUAGUCUAGUGGGAUUAUUUGUUGAUAAUAUUUAGAAGCAAAUUUUUCUGAAAGUUUGAGUAGAGAUUGAGAGGUCACCCCAAGUAUUUGUGUAUAUAGUUAGCUUUCAGCUCAUUUAAGAUGCAAACAAAAAUAAGCUUGGAGAGAUAGUUUUCUGAAUAGAAUUUGAAGCAGUCUGAAUGUUCUUUGAAAAUAACUGGAGUUGUUAGCAUACCCUAGUACAUCUUACAACUUUCCCCUUCCACGUUAGCACUUUACUGCUGAAUUCUCAAUUUUUUAAACAUUGAGACUAUAAAUGUGUGUUGUAUCUUGUAUAUGGCAUAAAAAGUACACAAGAACUUCUAAAGUCGUUCUGGAAAUUUUUAGAAUAAGUUUCUGCUCAGUUGGGUAUUCUGCUAGUCCAAGUGAAUAAUUGCCGCCCCCCGUGAAAAUAGCCAUGCAGACAAGUCUCUCAUCUGAAGAAUAAGUUAGAUUUAGCUGCUUAGGAUUAAUCCUUGCUUAUAUUGCCAUAGCCUAAAAGACUUUGGUAGCUAGACCACUGUAUACCUUUGUAAUGUGGUCUCUGCUGGCAAAAUAGUGGAAAAACAAAUCAAUGCAGACAGGAGGAGACAAAAAGUUCUGCUGCACUUAUUUUUAUUUCUGUACUCUUACAUGAUAGAGGAUGGAAUUGAAUGGAGAUUUCCUUUUUGCUAUGGUUAAAAAUACUCCCCAAUUUUUUUUCAAGUUUUGAUCUAAAAGCCACCAAAAAAUUAUGUAUAAAUCUUUGUAAAUGAUAGAAUCCAUAGAUGAGACUUCUAUAUAUUUUAGGUGGGAGGCUAUUGGCAUAUAUUUUUUAAUGUUCAUAUUACUUAGAAUCUCCAAGAGGAAGUCUUUAUUUUAAAUAGUUGAAUUGGUGAUUUAGUACUUUCCUUUCAACAGAAUCUUUUAGGUUUUUACCUAUUCUAAAGUAAGUUUUAUUCCAUCUGCAAAUUGCUACAAUAUUACAGCAAUCAGAAACUACAUCUGGAAUGUUAUACAGGCUUGUCAUUUCCCAUUUAUCUUGACAACAAUAAAUAUCACCUUUCUUAUAAAAUUACACAUAUUUAAACAUUUAGAAAAUAAAGUUAAAACUUACUGAAGUGCUAGUACUAAAAGGAAGCAAGUUGGAACAAAAAAUAUAUAGCCUAGCAUUUAUAACGGAAUUAACUUGUGGAACUUCUGUAAAUGAUUUUUUGCAAAGGAAAAAAGUUAAUAGAUAUUGGAAAAGAUUGUUGUGCAUAGUUAUUAGUCAUUUGUAAUUCUUAAGUAUUUCUUAGUUCAGCAUAGAUAUUUUCUUUCUCCUUAACCAUGUAUUUUUAAAAAUAGUCUAUUUCUUGACCUUGAACUUAAAGCUUUAAUCAUAAUUUCUCAUAUAUGCAUCAUUCUUCUGAUGGUAAGCUAGAUUUGAAGAUAAUGGUUUCAGUAUUUCUUAAGUUGGUAGCUGAGGGUAUCAGGCAUCAAUACAUGCAAUAAUACAAUGAGAAAGAAAAAUAAUAUCCUUUGCUUACCAGGGGCUAGAGUGAUGAGCAUUUGUGUGUUUUCUGUAAGUUUCUAGACCUUCAAACCAUUUUGUAAACUAACCCUUGGGAAAUUUGAAAUUACCUGAAACUUAAGACUCUGAUCUCUGAAAUCACCAUAUCUGUUUCCUGUGUAGAUAUUGAUAGUGUUACUCUUUGACUGUAAGGUGCACUCUGAAAUGUUCUCAAUGGAAAUUUGAGGUUCCUUAAUGCUGUUUUACCAGUUAGCUAUAAUUCUACCAAUGUGAAUACUGAUGCCAGCAGAGCUUCCAGAUUUUUCAGACUCAACUGCUAGAUAAAUUAGUCAUAAAAAACUUAGUAGUUUCUACAAGUUUAUUAUGACAAACCAGGAAUUAAUUCUAUAAUGGAAAACUAUCAUUCUGAAUAAUACAAUUAUAAUUGUUUGCUGCUGCUGCGCUCUGUGAAUUCUGAAUAUGAAAUUUGAACUUUGUGCCUACUAUAGGUAUCUUCUGGAGUUUUUGGGGAGGAGGAAAACUGGAAAAUUAAAUUGUAUUUUUGCCAAAAGAUUCUUACUUGCAUGUACCUCAGGGUCUUCAUUUUUUCUAGAAGUUUCCAUAUCCAAAGUUUAGAGUUCAUGUGAAAUACUCCUUUGGGCUGAAAACUCUUUACUCCUGGUAUUUAUUGGAUUGGAAAUCUAUAGCAAGAUGCUGUUUAAAAUUUACCACAGGGUUUUUCUGUUUUAUACUUAGCUUUCUGGCCAAUGAACUUCCUUUUUUCUUUCAAGUUGGCUUCAGAUUUGCUCCUAAGCUAAAUUACCUGUAAAUAUUCUGGAUAGGAACUAUUUUAAAUGGUUAUUUGUUAAAAGAUGACAAAAUGCAAUGAUCAAAGUAAGCAAAGAUUUUAAAAUGCCAUAGGAAUCUUGCAAGACUAACUUUAAAAUAUACUCUAAAUGAUAAUUAUGAUUUUGGUGGUAAUGAUCUCCCAUAUGUAAUCACUGUGAAGGAAUGGUGCCACGUUUUUUUUUCCAUUGAACAAAAAAGAUAAACAGUAAACAUGUAUAAAGGUAUUUUGUAUUGUCGAGGCGUGUAUGUUCUAAAGAAUUAAAUGUUAAUUCAAUAGCACUGGCUUCCUGCCAUCUGUCAAUCAUAUGAAAAACCUUGUUCACUUCUCCCAAUAAUGUAAUGUUCAUACUUGUACAAUCUUCCUUGUCAUGACUUUAACAUUCUACUUUUCAUUAACCAUUGCUUGAUACUAGUUCGUAGAGCUUCUUAUGGCCAAAAUAAAAUGUUUUAAUUCU
Molecule: messenger RNA, 5193 nt
Organism: Nycticebus coucang (slow loris)
Lineage: Eukaryota; Metazoa; Chordata; Mammalia; Primates; Lorisidae
Gene: ZBTB33
Product: zinc finger and BTB domain containing 33
Exons: 2
Coding region: 265-2298 (677 amino acids)
Biological process (GO): regulation of transcription by RNA polymerase II
Cellular component (GO): nucleus
Molecular function (GO): protein binding; DNA-binding transcription factor activity, RNA polymerase II-specific; RNA polymerase II cis-regulatory region sequence-specific DNA binding
Source: RefSeq, a predicted model, not a curated record